AUGCUAUCCUACGCCGUGCCGGGUGAGGACUUUGUGGUCCUUCCACCAAGUGCCUUCCUCGUGCCCCACGUGGAGGAACGGGGGCCUCCCAACCAGGACCACAGGAAGAAAGGUCUUCAGAGUGAGACCAAAGUGCUUGGGACCAUCCAGAUCGUCUCCGGCACCAUGAUUAUGAGCCUGGGGAUAAUUUUGGUGUGGGCUUCCUUCCUCCAUCACUUCAGCCCCAUUGUUUUAACCUUGAUUUCAUCUGGAUACCCGUUCGUUGGUGCCAAGUGUUUUAUCAUCUCUGGAUCGCUGUGUGUCAUCUUGGAAAAAAUAUCAAAUAAGCGUUUGGCUUGGAUCAGCCUGGUCAGCAGCCUCCUGAGUCUCUUCAUCACUUUUACGGGCCUCAUCCUCCUCCUCGUCAACCUGGCUGAGGUGCUCGCCGUCUGGGGACGGUGCGAACUGGCCGUGGCGUCCAGGCAGAGGUCCGAGGACAACUACUUCUCUUCGAGAGAUGUGACCUCUGGCUGCUUCUUCCUCGCGUCCAGUCUGCUGGGGGUGCUGUCCAUCAUGCUUCUCUUCACACUGUUGGAGCUCAGCAUUGCUAUCCCGUCUUCCAUCCUCUGGUGGAAACAGGCCCGUUCAAGCACCCCCGGGGUCGUGCUCUUUCUGGCUCAGAGUGACACGGUCGUCACCAGCGCGCCCCCAAAAGCAUCUGCUGAUCCUGAUCCUCAUCCUGGAUUUGAUGAACUGGCGGCCUCUUAGGAGAGAGAGCGUGAAAAAGAUGGAAUGAGACAACGAGAG
This is a messenger RNA of Ceratotherium simum simum (southern white rhinoceros), 786 nucleotides long. RefSeq names its product membrane-spanning 4-domains subfamily A member 6D-like. Gene Ontology annotation, biological process: cell surface receptor signaling pathway. The record is from RefSeq and is a predicted model, not a curated record. Gene Ontology annotation, cellular component: plasma membrane; trans-Golgi network. NCBI's taxonomy places the organism in Eukaryota, Metazoa, Chordata, Mammalia, Perissodactyla, Rhinocerotidae.